This is a messenger RNA of Protopolystoma xenopodis, 504 nucleotides long. NCBI's taxonomy places the organism in Eukaryota, Metazoa, Platyhelminthes, Monogenea, Polystomatidea, Polystomatidae. The record is from the annotation of a GenBank genome assembly.
AUGGCACCAUCUACCGAGCACGGUGAGAUAGCUUGCGUGAAGCUUGCUCUGCCAGACCGGCCAGGCUCCCGGAGCCGAGUAGGCCAACGGUUCACCGGCCGUCUCUGGCGUCUCGUUUCUGUCUGUCCUGCCCGGAGGAGCCUCCAGACUGACGUCAGCCACCGGAAUGGUCGUGAGGCCGGGCUGUAUCACCACCAGCGAGAUGAAAGCGGCGGUGGCUCCGGCGCUCGGUGGCCAGUUGGCCUGGACGGAAAGGAGACGUGCGCCGAGCGCAACACUCGACACUCGCGAGUGCAUGGCAACCUCAUCAGACGACCCGUCCGGCUGUUCCCAAUGCGCGCAUGCGAAAUGUACGAGGCUGGGCCUAGAGCAUCCUGGAAGGGUCGGCCAUUGGCCCACUUGUCGGGCUGGGCUCGUGAUGAUGCAGUUACUGCCGGUGGACGCCACGAAUUGUCGCACUGUUGGCAGGAAAUACGUCAAACUCGAGCAAACAUCUGGUCAUGA